Messenger RNA from Ceratina calcarata, 572 nucleotides. RefSeq lists its product as uncharacterized. Bases 22 to 366 code for a protein of 114 amino acids. Gene Ontology annotation, molecular function: single-stranded DNA binding; damaged DNA binding. NCBI's taxonomy places the organism in Eukaryota, Metazoa, Arthropoda, Insecta, Hymenoptera, Apidae. The record is from RefSeq and is a predicted model, not a curated record. Gene Ontology annotation, cellular component: DNA replication factor A complex; site of double-strand break; nucleus. Gene Ontology annotation, biological process: double-strand break repair via homologous recombination; nucleotide-excision repair; mismatch repair. The transcript is spliced from 3 exons.
UUUAAUAUAAAGGAGGUUAAGAUGUGUGCCCAAGCUCUGAUCAAGAAACCACGAAUCACUUCACAAUUAACAAAUAAAUACAUCGGUAAAGAAGUGAUACUACUUGGGACUGUUAGAAACAAAAGUUCGAACGGUAAAAAUUUAGAAAUACUAUCAACCGAUGGCGGAGCUAUAAAUGUAACUAUACCGGAACCUAUUGAUGGGAAUGUCGAAGGUUACAUUGAAGUGCAUGGUAUUCUUCAAUCGAGAACUACAAUGAAUUGUAGCAGAUACAUAAUAUUUCCUCCUGAAAUAUCGAAUGAAUUCGAUGAGUCUGCUUACAAAGAAAUGGCAACGCUGAUAUCCUUACUAGGAGAUAGAGUGUGAAGACAUUAUUAACGUGUGUUAAGCUUAUUAUUCAAAUGAAUGAUAUAUUACAAAUGUAAUAAACUUUUUAUUUUCUGUAAGAAAGAAUUGAUUUUCUACUCCUAUUAAUAUGAAAGUGAAAUUGAUCAUAUAAAAGAUAAACAGAUUAAGAUCUGCUAUUUUGUAAAAUAUACAGAAUCAAAAUAAAUUCUUGUACUGGAUUCUCA